CACAAUCACCAAGCAGACACUCUUCCAAGACAAAACCACUCUUUGGUUUGUCCAUCAUGGCUGCGCCCCUAGUUCAAUGUGAAAGUAAGCGAUCAUGCUGCCAUGAAGUAACCUUGCGCUUCGUAUAGAGUCACCGAAGUAUGUUGGAAUUUCAGCGAUAGCUCGGCCAGAUAAGUUUAUAUCAUAAAUGGCUUUCCGUGUGAGCAUCUCGAUUUUCGGGAAAUCUUUACGUGUCCCGAGAGUUGCUAACGUGUCUGCGCCACUGGAAAAUGCGUCACCGUUUCUCAGAACGGGAUGGGCUGCCCGUCGUCCAGGGACCAAUAAUGGACACGGUUUUCGCUUCACUCCUGCCUGUUUUAUUACAUCGGAUGCGUUUUUGAGCAGACUGGAGAAAGGCAAAGCGGCGGAGACAGAUGACACUCUUUAUCACUAUCCAGCCUCAGUUCUGCCCGACAGCGCUGAACAAUUAUCAUUGCUGGUGAAGGAUCCAGAUCAACCAGAGAACUCAAAGGUUUUAAGAGUGGCCAUCAUUGGUGCCCCAAAUGCUGGGAAGUCCACACUGUCCAACCAACUGCUUGGCAGAAAGGUGUUUGCUGUUUCCAAGAAAGUGCACACCACACGGUCCCGUGCCCUUGGCGUUCUCACAGAAGACGACACACAAAUUAUUUUACUGGACACUCCUGGACUCACUACACCUACAAAAGUCAAGAGGCACCAGCUGGAGAAGUCUCUCCUCGAGGAUCCUUGGAAUACAGUCAAGGAAGCUAGUCUUGUGGUGGUAAUGGUAGAUGUGUCAGACAAGUGGGCCUGCAACAAGCUAGACUUUGAGGUCCUGAAAUGCCUGACCCAAUACCCAGAUGUCCCAGCAGUCCUAGUUCUCAAUAAGGUUGACAUGCUGAAGAGCAAGAGCAGGUUGCUGGAGAUCACAGCAGAUCUGACGUGUGGAGUGGUGAACGGCCGGAAGCUGCAGGUCCGCAGGGUGAUCAAACCACCCUGGGCUGAGAGGAGGACAGACAGGGAGGCUAGGACAUCAGGGUCUGGAGAUGAGGACAAGCCGGGUGGUGAUGUGGCUCAUGGUGAGGGCAGUGAGGCCCAGUCAGGGCUGAGUAAGGAGCAGCUUAGGGCUCUGAAGACCCAACAAGGCUGGGCUCACUUCAAGGACGUCUUCAUGCUCUCUGCUGUGGAUGGAGAGGAUGUGGAGACACUGAAGAGAUACCUAGUAGUGGGGGCAAAGCCUGGGUCUUGGCAAUACCACAGUGAUGUCCUGACAGAUCAGACUCCUGAGGAGAUCUGCACCAACACUGUCAGAGAGAAGCUUCUGGAAUAUCUGCCCAAAGAAGUCCCUUACACAAUGACGCAGGCCAUUGACUUGUGGCACGACAGGGAGAAUGGAGAGCUGGAUAUAGCAGUAAAACUGUAUGUGAAGAAAGAAAGUCACAUGAAAAUGGUGAUUGGCCAGGCUGGUCAGAUGGUUGCCAGGAUAGCCAGAGAGGCUGGAGACGACCUGAGCACAGUGUUCCUCAGGGAGGUCAAGCUGAGGCUCUCUGUGAAGGUGAAGAACUGACGAGGAUUAUGAUGAACUGGGUGUUAUGAUCAUCUGGGGGACAGUUUUAUGGUGGCCUUGUGAAUAGGAAAUGAACACUGUUGGACUCACUAUUUUCAAG
Messenger RNA from Oncorhynchus mykiss (rainbow trout), 1664 nucleotides. It is a transcript of the gene eral1, whose product is annotated as Era-like 12S mitochondrial rRNA chaperone 1. Gene Ontology annotation, biological process: ribosomal small subunit assembly. The record is from RefSeq and is a predicted model, not a curated record. Gene Ontology annotation, cellular component: mitochondrial matrix. Gene Ontology annotation, molecular function: rRNA binding; GTP binding; ribosomal small subunit binding. Lineage: Eukaryota; Metazoa; Chordata; Actinopteri; Salmoniformes; Salmonidae.